AUGAAAUUUAUAUUGUGUGCUUCGAGUUCUGAAGAAUUGUUGGAGCACAAUAUCAUACGAGGAAAGUUGUUUCAAAAUGAACGCAUGUUUGAGGUUGAAUUUGCUCAGGGCCGCGAUAUACCACCAGACUAUCUAAUAAAAAUUGAGAAAAUUCUGCAGGGUUGGCUUGAUUCUUGCGACAAGACUUUGACUUAUGUUGAGAAUCAGGUUGAGGCUGCCAAUAAUGAAAAGGCAAAAUGUUUGCAAAACAAGCUCCGCGUUGAAAAAGAGAUUACAAAUAUGCGAAAGACUAUUAAAGCACAAAUAAUAGAACACGAUGAAGCUAUGUCGAUUGAGACGCACGAUAAUACAAGUUCAACCUCUCAGGACGCACGUCGUAAACCAUGUAGACCAAAAUCUAAUCGCACUGGUUCCGUGAAGUACCCAAAGUAAAUACGUUCAGUACAAUAUUUCGCUUUAUACAUUAUAGUUUUUCGCGUGCUUAUCAAAUGUCAACAUCAUCAAAACCAUACCAAAUAAGAAAAAAAAUACAAUAUAAUAAAAACAUAAAAUGAAAGAAAUUUUGCAGCUUAAACACGCGUCAUCUGCAUUCAACAUUGAGUUUCAGCACUUGACUUUCAAUUAUAAAGCCAACAGCGGUAUUGUUCGUCCUUACAUCCUUGUGAAAAAUUCAGCUUCACUUAAUUUUUAAAAUUUGGUUUUUAU
Messenger RNA from Teleopsis dalmanni, 705 nucleotides. RefSeq names its product COP9 signalosome complex subunit 7-like. The record is from RefSeq and is a predicted model, not a curated record. Gene Ontology annotation, biological process: COP9 signalosome assembly. The coding region runs from base 1 to 432 and encodes 143 amino acids. NCBI's taxonomy places the organism in Eukaryota, Metazoa, Arthropoda, Insecta, Diptera, Diopsidae. The transcript is spliced from 4 exons. Gene Ontology annotation, cellular component: COP9 signalosome.